Molecule: messenger RNA, 396 nt
Organism: Staurois parvus
Lineage: Eukaryota; Metazoa; Chordata; Amphibia; Anura; Ranidae
Source: the annotation of a GenBank genome assembly
AUGUCUGCCCCUCACAUUCUGGGGGCUCUGCUGCUGCUUCUGACUAUAUCUGUUACCAACUGCAACAAAGUAAAUCGAUGUGUGGCUUCCAGAGCAAAGACCUGUACAGAAUGUAUUCGUGUGAACAAGGAGUGCUCCUAUUGUACAGAUGAAAAUUUCCAAAGUGUUCGCUGUGACCUGCAGAGUAAUCUCAUCCAGUAUGGAUGCAGUAGAGCAGGAAUCGUUUACAUGGAGAGUGAAGUCCGGACUCUUAUGAAAGAACAGAUUAAUACGGGAUUAGUUAGAACACAAGUCUAUCCUCAACGAAUGUCUAUGCGACUGCGUGCUGGAGAGGAACACAGCUUUGAAUACCGUGUCUUUGAGCCUAUGGAUACUCCGGUGGACCUUUAUAUCUUG